Molecule: messenger RNA, 627 nt
Organism: Apis dorsata (giant honeybee)
Lineage: Eukaryota; Metazoa; Arthropoda; Insecta; Hymenoptera; Apidae
Gene: RpLP1
Product: 60S acidic ribosomal protein P1
Exons: 4
Coding region: 202-537 (111 amino acids)
Biological process (GO): cytoplasmic translation; translational elongation
Cellular component (GO): cytosolic large ribosomal subunit; ribosome
Molecular function (GO): structural constituent of ribosome; ribonucleoprotein complex binding; protein kinase activator activity
Source: RefSeq, a predicted model, not a curated record
AUGUUAUUUUUAUUUAGUAAUUAAUUGAAAGUAGUCCCUAAAAUAUCACGUGACUUCCUUUGAACUCGUUUCUCUUUCCUUUUAGCUGGAUCAAGCGAAUGUCGGGUGCUUGUUCUCUUUUCUUGAGCUAAGGCUAUAUCAGCGACUUGCACCGUUUUAUCAUUCCAUCCAGCUUCAAUAUAUUUUAUACAAGUGACAAACAUGAAUAAGAAAGCUGAACUUGCUUGCGUUUAUUCAACACUAAUUCUUGUUGAUGACGAUGUUGCUGUAACCGGAGAAAAAAUUCAAACAAUUUUAAAAGCUGCUAAUGUUGAUGUGGAAUCUUAUUGGCCAGGAUUAUUUGCCAAAGCUUUAGAAGGAGUUAAUAUAAAAGAACUUAUAACAAAUAUUGGAUCAGGAGUUGGAAAAGCACCAACAGCAGCACCAGCAGCAGCUGCACCUGCAAGUACAGAAAGUGCACCUGCUAAAGAAGAAAAGAAAAAAGAAGAACCUGAACCAGAAUCAGAUGAUGAUAUGGGCUUUGGCUUAUUUGAUUAAGCUUAAGGAUCACAAUGGAUCAAUUUAUUGGUCUAUGUAUCAUCUUUGUACAGUUGUAUUGUACUACAAAUAAAAUAUUUUGAAACUAAA